Molecule: messenger RNA, 1572 nt
Organism: Annulohypoxylon maeteangense
Lineage: Eukaryota; Fungi; Ascomycota; Sordariomycetes; Xylariales; Hypoxylaceae
Product: TFIIB-domain-containing protein
Exons: 3
Coding region: 366-1517 (383 amino acids)
Biological process (GO): transcription preinitiation complex assembly; transcription initiation at RNA polymerase II promoter
Cellular component (GO): transcription preinitiation complex; nucleus
Molecular function (GO): RNA polymerase II general transcription initiation factor activity; TBP-class protein binding
Source: RefSeq, a predicted model, not a curated record
CCUACUUCGUAGAGUUUGGCACAAAACUAUAUAACAAUAACAAAGUCCAGCCUUGUUCAACACAAACCUUGUACACACACAAUUACUGCGGUGUGCUGUGUUCACCUAAACCGGUCAAAAAGUAAUCUUCAUCUUCCUCAUCAUCACGAUUCGACAAACCACAUUUCGAGACCUAGCAAUUCCGAAGUACCUAGGUACCGCGCUAGCCAGCUCAAGUACGCAGGCAUCUUCCUCGCAACUAAUGUUUGCGCCUUCUUUCCACACCGUCGUAUUACUUUUUUCCCUUCUACAACAACUUUUAUCAUCAACCGCGCUCUCAUCCCACGUCACCACCGCCAUCGCAACCGACAUAUUGUAAUCCUGCCAUGAUGGCGACCGCGGCGCCCCGCCCGGAAAUCGACUUCGCUGCUUUGGGUUAUGGACCAGCUCCUGCUACCCAGAACGGCGCUCAGAACGGCGCUUCGAACGGUGCUUCAAAUGGCGCCCAGGAUGGUGCCCCCGAUGAAGAAGAGUACAAGGAGAAUCUCAACAAGCGAUUAAAAUGUCCCGACUGUAAAGAAGACCCUCCCAAUCUUGUCGAAGAGUUUUCGUCGGGCGAUAUGGUGUGUGGCUCCUGCGGCCUGGUUCUUGGCGAUCGUAUCAUCGAUACGCGAAGUGAAUGGCGUACUUUUGCCAAUGACGAUCAAGGCAAUGACGAUCCAUCUCGUGUCGGUGACGCUCUUAAUCCUCUCCUAAACGGCUCCCAACUUGAGACCGGUAUCGCUUUCGGCGAGGGCAUGCGCGCGCGCGAGCUGCAUCGCGCCCAGAACCGAGCCGUCAACGACAAGGCCACGAAAACCCUCUUAGCCGCGUACCGUGAGAUAAGCAAUCUUUGUGAAGCUAUUAGCAUUCCAAAGACUACUCAAGAUUCUGCCAAGCAUAUCUUCAAACUGACCGAGGAUAACAAAUUGUUCAAAGGCAAGCCACAAGAGGCUGUCAUCGCUGGGUGUAUCUUCGUCGCAUGCCGCCAGUCCAAAGCUCCGAGAACUUUUAGGGAAAUCUAUUCAUUGACCAAAGUCUCGAAGAAGGAGAUCGGCCGCACGUUUAAGGCGCUUGAGAAAUUCCUGCAGAGCAACCGCGAAGCGAACACGAGCGGGUCGUUCCUCAUGGUCGAGAACUGGGAAGCCACCGGUACGACCGGCGCGGCUGAGCUAUGUGCUCGAUACUGCAACAACCUCCUCUUUAAGAAUCCUCACCUUAUGGAGAAGAUCUCCAAGACCCUGGCGGAGAAGAGUUCGUCUCUAAAGGACCUUGCGGGUCGAUCUCCGCUAUCAAUUGCGGCCGCCUCUAUCUACAUGGCGUCCCAUCUCAUGGGUGAUCCGAAGACAUCUAGAGACAUCGCGCAUGUGGCUGGCGUUAGUGACGGCACCAUUAGAACUGCGUAUCGUCACAUGUAUCCAUCCCGUGAAGAACUGGUCGAGAAAGAUUGGCUUGCGCCGAAGGGCACCGGACGCAUGGAUAGACUCCCCGUGAACUAGGGGUCCGGAGACCGACGUGCCCGAAAGUGCGCUCAGUGGCAGGCGGAGAAAGCCC